This is a messenger RNA of Necator americanus (New World hookworm), 267 nucleotides long. RefSeq lists its product as uncharacterized. The transcript is spliced from 4 exons. Bases 1 to 267 code for a protein of 88 amino acids. Lineage: Eukaryota; Metazoa; Nematoda; Chromadorea; Rhabditida; Ancylostomatidae. The record is from RefSeq and is a predicted model, not a curated record.
AUGAUGAAGCUUCUCGUGCUCAUCGUUCUCGCGGUUACUGUCUACAGCGCAUGGAACGGUACCAUGCCUGACAUUCCUGGAAUAAGCGCCGAAAGCAUGGCAAAACUUCGUGAAAUGCUGAAUCCUCGCCCAGCUAAUAGGGAAGCAUUCAAACAGGUAAUGGAGAAAUGGAAGGGCACUCUUUCGGCUACGGAAAGGGCAGCCGCCGAUGCACAUAGGGAACAAAUGAUAAAACAAAGACAGCAACAAGGGAACCCAACUGCAUAA